Melampsora larici-populina 98AG31 is the source of this 633-nucleotide messenger RNA. RefSeq lists its product as uncharacterized. The transcript has 5 exons. NCBI's taxonomy places the organism in Eukaryota, Fungi, Basidiomycota, Pucciniomycetes, Pucciniales, Melampsoraceae. The record is from RefSeq and is a predicted model, not a curated record. The coding region runs from base 1 to 633 and encodes 210 amino acids.
AUGGCCUGUAAAGCCUACAGAUUCGAAUUCUUUCGUUGUGUUCUACCUCAGUCUUUUGGUCGUGAGAGUGGUUUGAUAUUUGAUAAACCUCUUUCCGAAUUAAGAAGAUUACAAUAUGAUGAUAAAAUUUUAGGUCAUAGACGUUGGACUUUGAUAAUCUUUGGAAGAGCAAAAAUUGCUGCUAUACAUCUUCAAACUGAUUUAUUGAAACGCGACGAAAAUGAAACUAUCAAAGACAGAUUGGUGAUCCUCAAAGAUGAAGUGAAACCUGUCCUGGCGGUUGAAAGGAAAAAAGUUCAUUCAAAGACCAAAAAGGAAAGAGUCGUCGAAAAAUUGACUCGUAAAAGUUCAACAGGAGUUGAUAGAGACCCCAUGAAUAAAGACCUCAUGAAACAGGCUGGCUCCGAGCUCUUGGUGUCUUGGGAAACUGAAUUAGAAAAAUCGGAACUUAUCUUUGUUGGUGCUAGUAAGAAGGAAAUCUCAACUUUCUUUCCAGAAUCAUCAUCAUUAUAUAACAAACUUCGAUCUUUUCCUUUUGACUUUGGAUCUCCGAACAUUGAGGAGCUCAAGCGUUGCUACGUGAAGCUCACUACAGCUAAGCUUCACCUUGACUUAUUAACACAGGAAAAAUAG